This is a messenger RNA of Aureobasidium pullulans EXF-150, 492 nucleotides long. RefSeq lists its product as uncharacterized. Bases 1 to 492 code for a protein of 163 amino acids. The transcript has 2 exons. Lineage: Eukaryota; Fungi; Ascomycota; Dothideomycetes; Dothideales; Saccotheciaceae. The record is from RefSeq and is a predicted model, not a curated record.
AUGGGUCGAGCUGUUGGGCAGCGAGAUGUAAAACAGCAACAUUUUUUGCUUGAGCCAAUCUUGAGCCGCGAUAAGGGAGUCCGGACUACUGCAGAGAUAGUAAUGAUGGCUGCUUCUAGGUUCCUCAGGGCUCAUCAGAUCAGAGCAACCAGACUGCAGAUACCGAGAAGAGAUGCAUUGAAGCUUCGAGAUAUGGAUCUACGAGUCCUGGAAGACGUGGUACCGGCAGCUGCUUGCAGUGUCAUGGCACUUGACGAAGGCGGCUGCAAUAGUCUCAUCGCCAUGAACGUGCUUUCCGAGUUUGUUGUUCAUCCAAGCGGUGAAAUGUCCGCGGCAACUCAACCAAACUGUGGUGUUAUGGUACGACUAGCCUGUAGAAGUCGCGCGGGUGGCAUGGAAAGCCCCUGGCAGUGGGUCCAGAUUGAUGUACGAGGCAGACAGGUAGAAGAGAAGAGUGAAACGUGUGAGGACGAUGUGCCGGGCUGCAUCUAA